Messenger RNA from Carassius gibelio (silver crucian carp), 4767 nucleotides. Its product is annotated as carcinoembryonic antigen-related cell adhesion molecule 5. The transcript has 9 exons. Bases 654 to 2609 code for a protein of 651 amino acids. NCBI's taxonomy places the organism in Eukaryota, Metazoa, Chordata, Actinopteri, Cypriniformes, Cyprinidae. The record is from RefSeq and is a predicted model, not a curated record.
UUCAAUUUACAUUUUUUGUUUGCACAUGUUGCACAUGCAUGUUUCUGAAGACAAUAACCUAUCGUUCCUUUAAUUAACAGUAUGUUACUGCCAAACAAAUGAUUGAUUACAUAUCGGAGUUCAUUUGUACAACUAAUAUUGAGUUCAUACAGUAUAUUAAGAUUAAUGGCCGGAGGGGUUCUUCUACGCCUUCUUUCAUUGCAUGAACAUUUAGGCAGUGCUAUGCAAAUCUUCCCACAUCGUGAUGUAGACAUGCGGGGGUGUGUUUUAACAAAAAAUUUUAGGAGGACACAAUUGACUCUUACAUUUAUAAAGUAUAUCUCUUUGGGUUUGUGACUUAAGUUUUUCCAAAUAUAUAGUUCAUUGCAAAUAAGCAAGUGUGCAUUUAUUAGACAGAUUUAAUAUCAUGUCGGUGCUUUCAGAAGUGGCAAAUCUGCUGCGUCGCUCCAUCACAUCUGGACCGGAGACCUUAAUCAGGAAGCUGGUCACCAGAUAACACGGUCACCAGUUAAACGGUAAUACAGGCCUUGAUUGACAGCUCCCUGAAUGCAAACUUUCUGUUCUCUUUUCUGUUUCUCUGAACAGAAGUUAUUUCUGUCUUGUUGAGUGGAUUUUGAAAAGGUUCCUGAACAUUUGCUGUUUUCAGAAGAACAAUGAGCUGCCAAUACAGUCUCUUACUUUUAUUUCUCUCUGGCUUCAUUACUGCACUCGCUGUUUCAGAGACAUGUAAAACAGAUCUACUCGAGGGAACGUCCUGCACCAUCAAGCUUCCUACAGGAAACACUGACAAAUCUUAUGAGAUCAAAUGGGCCCAUCUCUCUAGUGAUGCUGUGAUUCACAGGAAAAAUGGGAAGAUGAGGAAAAACACUCCAGGUCUAACAAUGGAAGAAGAUGGAUCAUUAACAUUUGAAAGUGUUAGUCUGAAGAACAGUGGCAACUAUACAUACUCUGUUUUUAAUUAUGAAGGUACAGAGCUUGAUGGUGGAGAAAAGGAAAUUAAAGUUUAUGCAAACGCUCCUAAACCUACUGUGAAGAUCAACAAAAAAUAUGGGAUCACUACACUCACCUGUGACUUUAGACACCGUACAGAUCUGACUGUAUCCUGGUAUAAAGAAGAUAAUAUCAUCCAGAAUGAAAACAACCCAAACCUGCUCUUGACGUCUGCUCAAGUACAGGAGAAUAAACCGUACUCCUGCAGUGUGAGCAAUCCUGUCAGCAAAGAGCAAAGCGAUAGCAUUACAGUAUCCUUUUCAGAGAUAUGUAAAACAGAUCUACUCGAGGGAACGUCCUGCACCAUCAAGCUUCCAACAAAAAACACUGACAAAUCUUAUGAGAUCAGAUGGAUCCAUCGCUCUAGUGAUGACAGGAUUCACAGGAAAAAUGGGAAGAUCAGGAAACCCAUUCCAGGUCUAACAAUGGAAGAAGAUGGAUCAUUAACAUUUGAAAGUGUUAGUCUGAAGAACAGCGGCAGAUAUACAUACUCUGUUUUUAAUUAUGAAGGUACAGAGCUUGAUGCUGGAGAAAAGGAAAUUAAAGUUUAUGCAAACGCUCCUAAACCUACUGUGAAGAUCAACAACGAAGAUGGGAUCACUACACUCACCUGUGACUUUGGAGACCGUACAGAUCUGACUGUAUCCUGGCAUAAAGAAGAAAUGAUCAUCCAGAAUGAAAACAACCCAAACCUGCUCUUGACAUCUGCUCAAGCACAGGAGAAUAAACUGUACUUCUGCAGUGUGAGCAAUCCUGUCAGCAAAGAGAAAAGCGAUAGCAUUACAGUAUCAUUUUCAGAGAUAUAUAAAACAGAUCUACUCGAGGGAACGUCCUGCACCAUAAAGCUUCAAACUAGAAACACUGACAAAUCUUAUGAGAUCACAUGGACCCAUCUCUCUAGUGAUGCUGUGAUUCAGAGGAAAAAUGGGAAGAUCAGGAAAAACACUCCAGGUCUAACAAUGGAAGAAGAUGGAUCAUUAACAUUUGAAAGUGUUAGUCUGAAGAACAGCGGCAGAUAUACAUACACUGUUUUUAAUAAUGAAGGUACACAGCUUGAUGCUGGAGAAAAGGAAAUUAAGGUUUAUGAAAAGGCUCCUAGCCCUACUCUGACAAUGAACAUCAACUGCAAAGAUGGGAACGCUACACUCACCUGUGACUUUGGAGACCGUACAGAUCUGACUGUAUCCUGGUAUAAAGAAGACAUUAUAAUCCAGAAUGAAAACAACCCAAACCUGCUCUUGACAUCUGCUCAAGUACAUGAGAAUAAACCGUACUCCUGCAGUGUGAGCAAUCCUGUCAGCAAAGAGCAAAGUGACAGGAGAAGAGCAUCAUGUUUUAUAGGUACCACAGUUAAAGGUGAACUGGGUUCUACAACUAAAGUUGUCCCAGUUCCUCGUACAUUCUUUGGCUUUGAUUUCUGGGUAAUGGUGAGCAUUUUAGCAGGUUCAGGAGCCCUUCUGCUGCUGCUGCUAUGUGUUCUUAUCAUCUGUGCAUGUCGAAGCUGUAGACAAAGCAAGCAGCAAGAUGAGAAGGAGUUCAGACUGAAGAAUCUUCAAGCUCCAGCUCCUACCAAAACAGAUCCAAACACAAUGGAAUCAUCUUUACAACUGACAACUUAAGUGUUCAUACUUCUAUAAUCUAAACUCUGCGGACCCAGAUACGGGUCCAAAAUCACCUUAAAAAUUUUUAUAAUUAAUUUACAUAGCCUUCCUUAUAAGGUAUCAGCCCCUUAUAUGGGUUUAUUUGAAAGCUUAGAGUCUCUUCUUUACAAAGAAUACCAUAACUCUUGGUUGUGAUACAUAAAGAAGGAAAAUUAAGUUUAGAAAUGUAUUCAUCCCACAUACGAAUUUCCACCUAACGACAAAUAAUGUUUCCUAAUAAUGUUUCCUAAGAAUCUGUAUUUUAUAUAUUUUUCACAAAACAGUCAAGUUAUUUAUCACAAGAAAGCUCUCAGAAAUUCUCAGGAAUUUGACAGAUCAAAGAUCUAAUUUGAUCGCAGAUCAAAUGAUUAGAUUAUGAUCUCUACUUUCAAACGAGACUAUUUUCACAUUUCUGCGUGCUUCCAUUGCUGAGAUAUAUGGCGUUUUGUCCAGACACACAUCAGGAAAAAAAAGACACUCUUUUUGCUAGACAGCUCUUACCUUUUACAACUCUGUGAUGCCCAGUGGACUGCAGUGGGUCAUAUUACAUAUCAGUAAUAGCAAUCUAUGAAUGUGGCUAUGAAUAUAUGUCGUAUGGCCAAAUAUGAAAAUUUAAUGAAUUUAAACAUUGUUUAAUUACACUGUAAAUACCUCUGCAGAUAUUUGGGUAGCACUUUAUUUUAAAGUCCUGUUCCCCAUGUACCGUACAUACUAUGUACUUAUUAUAGUAAUUACAAUAACUAUGUAAUAACUAGGUAUGAACCCUGAACCUACCCCUAAACCUAACCCUAACCCAUGUAGUUACCUUGUAUUACAGAACUUUCUUAGAUAAAUACACUGAAAGUACACUAUGAGUACAUGUAAGUACACAUACUGUAAAAUAAAGUGCAACCGAUAUUUGUUAUGUUCAUAUUAUGUAUAGGAAUAUUACAUUAUGUAUUUUAAAAAGGUGUUGUUCAAUAAGUGUAUGAUAUAUCUUUCAUUCUUCAGGUCAACCAUAUUUUCAUGAAAAAAAAAAAUGAAUUUGUGUAUGUCAAAUUUAGGCGAAAUUAAACACACACACAAACACACACACACACACACACACACACACACAAACUAAAAAUCCCCAGUGCUUACACACAUAAAGCACUUUAAGAAUCUGAUUUUUUUAUAUUUUUCAUUUAUUUUUUUAUUUUUUUAUGAAGAGCCUAUUUAUUAAUAGAUGCAGUGUGAAUUAUCCAUGGGACUAUGUUAUUCAUAAAUGGUUAUAAUUUUUUAAGUUUUGUGUUUUGAGUAAAUGAUAAGCUUCAAUGGAAACACUUCAAAUACUUCAAGAGAUUAAACACAGUCUUACCGUGAAAAUAAAUUUUAAUGCGAAAAGGGAUGUUGAUAACCACAGUGAUCAAAGAAAUGACAAUUGCAAUGACAAGAAUUCUGUUCAAAUCUAAUGAAGAGGGAAAAAACACGUCAUACUUAUAAAACAAAUCCAGUUCUGUAAUAUGCAUUAUUAUUAGAUUAGGAAAUAACAUACUGCAUUACCAAAUUUUGCCAUAUUUUAGAAAAAACACAAAACUUAUGUAUGCAGUAAAUCUACAAACAGAUUUAUGUUGUAUUGAGUUUCUUCACUGUCUCACCAUUACACAGAUGUCUCACAUAGACUGGAUCACUGGUCGCUUUACUCACUGCAUUCUUGAGUGUGCAUGUGUAGAAGUUUUUUGGAUUUCCUUGUUUUUUUCAACUAUGAUGAACUCUCCUUUCAGUUGUAGCUUUAAGGCCUUGAGUGUUUCUCCAGCUGAAUACUUCCAGAUGAUUGUUUCAUUGUACUCACAUAUUAAAUAAACAACAUCUGGGUUAACGCCCCUCUGUGUUUUUAUCACAGGUUUAGGGACUCCGCUCUGUGAAAGAAACAAUGAAAAAGUAUUUUAACUACAGCCUAGGAAAGUGUUCUGUGUACACUCUCAAAAAUAAAGGUACAAAAACUGUACCUUAUCAAAAGGUACACUUAUGAUCCUAUUAGGUUGUAAUUUGUACACUUUAAGUAUUAAUAUUUACUUUUGAAGUACCAAAAUGGACCCUUUAGGUACAAACAUGUAGCUUUAUUCCUGAGAGUGCAUGAUAUGAUUAUGGUGUCAGAUACUAAUGUUAUUUUACUUUG